UGACCAGUGGCCUGUUUAAUAUACAUGUCUUAAAUUUUGUAUUUUUUAAAAAUUGUGCAUGAUUAAACUAAACCUGUAUGUAUUUCAAGCAUACUUUUGGACUUUAAAGUGCAGAUGUUAAGUUUAUAUGAAGAGAAAUGCAGUUAUACAGGACAUUUGAGUAGUAAAUAAAUUUUAUCAGUUAUUCUGGAUAUUUUGAAGGAUUUAAACGCCACGUGUGUUAAACUUUUAGUUUUAAGUCACUCCAUGAAAAUUUUAUACCGGAAGAAAGACGGCGCAUAAAACAUUGUUCCUUAACUUCCUAAGCUUAGAUAAUACAGUCAUAAUGCUAAGAUUAUUUACUGGUAAAAUCACUGUUCUUCUCAUAGUUUGUUUUACUUGUGCAAUGAGUUCGCAAUAUGGUGAACAGUCAGGGCCAUCACACGCGCUAUUCAAGCGCGUCGACUUUAAUAAAAGUAACGAGCAAGAGAUUGACUGGAACUCAGCGCUAUUGCGCGUGGAGACAAGUAAAGAAGAGAACAACAUAAGGGUAAUUACAGAUACGAUUACAGACACGCAGCUCAUUGUUUCAAUUAUGUGUUUUCAUGGAGAUGAUUUGUCUAUCCUUGUAUUUUCAUCUGAAAACCCCGAAGUUUUGCAAAUCAUAGGAACUAGAAAUAUGACGUUUAAAUGUGAACAGUCAAGCGGAAAUGAGACCAAUUUGAUGAAGACUAGACGAAUAAAUGUGCAAAAGCAUUUCAACAUAACGCUACAAAGUGGAAUAAUUGGAGUUAGUAGCCUCGUUUUCGAAUUAGCGGAUUUUGAGGCGAAUAGUACACAACCAAUAAAUGUAACUUCAAAAAUAGAUGUACUCGUCAUUCGGAAUAUUUCUGUCAUCGACUUAGUGUUUCUGAUAACUGUAUACAUUCUUGAAAUCCUGGAAAUGAUGACCUUUGGUACCCAGCUUGACUUUAAUGUCGUCAGAGAUACUCUGAAAACACCGAUACCAGCACUGAUUGGCCUUCUGUGUCAAUACCUCUGUAUGCCUUUGAUUUCAUUUGCAAUAGCCAAGGUUGUGGCGUCGGAUUCUCUGACGGCAGUAGGUAUAUUUGUGGCCGGCGUAUGUCCGGGAGGCGGUUCCAGUAACAUCUAUACGUACCUACUGGACGGUGACCUUUCAUUGUCCAUCACCAUGACGACCAUAAGUACUGUUCUUUCUCUGGGGAUGCUUCCGUUCUGGUUAUACACAUUAGGCGGUGAACUUCUUGAGAAGAACGACUUGAACAUUCCUUACACCGACAUUGUAGUUACACUUUCUGUUAUACUUGUACCUUUAUCAGUGGGGUUAUUUAUUCGAAAUAGGUUCCCAAAUGUUACAGAUCGCAUUGAGAAAAUAAUGGCGGUUGUACUUACAGUGCUAGCUCUUAUUUUGAUCACAACUGGAGUUAUUUCAAGUCUGUACUUAUUUGAUAUGUUUAAUUUUAAAGUAGUUAUUGUCGGGUGUGUCUUGCCAUACGUCGGAUUUUGCAUUGGGGCCAUCGUAUCAUUAAUUCUUAAGCAACCAAGAAAAAAGAUUAUAUCUAUUGCCAUAGAAACUGGGAUGCAAAAUACAGCGAUUGCCAUGAUUUUGUUGCUGAAUUCAUUUCCGGAACCGCUUGGCGAUAUUGCCACCGUGGCGCCAGUGUCAGCGGAAGUGAUGGCGCCCAUACCGCCAUUUUUAAUAUCUAUUGUGUAUUUGAUAUGGAAGGCAUGCUGCAAGAAAUAUGAACAAGUUGAACAGACUGAUAAAGACAAGGAUAUCGAAAAGAAGCAUAGCGAAAAAGAGAUUAACGGAAGUGAAGUCAAGGCAAAAUAA
Molecule: messenger RNA, 1834 nt
Organism: Ruditapes philippinarum (Manila clam)
Lineage: Eukaryota; Metazoa; Mollusca; Bivalvia; Venerida; Veneridae
Product: ileal sodium/bile acid cotransporter-like
Exons: 3
Coding region: 326-1834 (502 amino acids)
Cellular component (GO): membrane
Source: RefSeq, a predicted model, not a curated record